Messenger RNA from Phytophthora megakarya, 2043 nucleotides. The record is from the annotation of a GenBank genome assembly. NCBI's taxonomy places the organism in Eukaryota, Oomycota, Peronosporomycetes, Peronosporales, Peronosporaceae.
AUGGUUCCAGCCGGGAUCCGCCUAGAUCUAGCCCAUGAAUCGAUCUGUUCGCCAGAUAAAGUCCGGAUCCAGCUUAGCGGGAGGCGGCAGCUUUAUAGCGAUAAAGCGAAGAUCGUAAACGUCGGCAAAUACCUUCGGAUCCAAGCAGGAGAGUCGGUGGAGCUGCCAUUGCGCCUGAGGUCGUCGAUCCACGACAAGCUAUGGAUCACGCGUGGGGAUCGAUGGGUACCGACAAUAUCCGAUGGACCGGGGAGGACGAAGUACGUCUCAAUCACCAACAUCGGGGACGAGGUGUUGAUCCUGCACCAAGACCAAUGGAUCCGGAUCUGGCUGGCCGGUGACCAUGUACCACGGAUACCGGGUUUUAUCUCGAUUGGCUCUCGUCGUUACAUGGAGUGGCAGAAGCUAGCGUUGGAAGCUACGACAGACGCCCGAUCCGAAGAAAUGGAGGCCAAGAUCCCACUGGUGCCUGCGGUGGAGCGGACCGAGUACGAAACUCCGCGCGCAAUACUCCAAAGACCGAAGGCAACAUAUGUGGCCAGUGAUCCAUUGAACGGCAAGUGCGUCACGUCUAUGUCUCAAAAAAUGGACAUGGAUCCACCACCUGCUAUUGAAGAUCAACCAGACACGUCGGAUCUGGAUCUCACCUGGAGCUCAGAUCAAGAUUAUGAUGAAUGUGUAUACUACCAUAAAGGAAGUUAUCUAUACGCGGAAGAUGUCGACAGUCAGAUGGCAGUACUGCCAGAAGUGUCUGUGACGACGGAAGAUGUGAAGAUCGAGGACAUUCAGCUAUGUGGAUCUGAUAAUCAGACCUCAGAAGAAAUUGAUCGACUUCGCCAAAGGAUCUGGAAGUUCCGACAUCUCUUGAUCGGCAAAGGAAACGCCCUUUCGCCGGCGGCUAGAGGUGUGGUGUGCGAUAUCGAUGUCGGGGGAGCGAGAUCUAUCGCCCUGAAGUGUCUUCAGGAAGAAGCUGGCAGACUUGAUCAAGGUCUAUUGUCCGCCAAGAUGAUCAACUACUCAAGAUCACCAUGGGCUUCCCCGAUCGUAGUGAUUAUCAAGAAGAAUGGAGUGGAUAUCAGGUUGUGUAUCGAUUAUCGGCUGGUUAACAGCUUAACUCAGCUGAUGAUCUACCCAAUGCCCUUGAUCAACGAUCUACAUGAAGAUCUGGAGUCGACACUUUGGUACUGCCCUUUGGAUAUGGCGAGCGGAUUUUGGGUGGUGAAAAUGACGGAUCGUGCUCGUGUGAUCUCGGCUUUCAUAACUCCCUUCGGAUUAUUUGAGUGGAAUCGAAUGCUUGUCGGCCUGAAGCAUACGCCCCAGAUCUAUCAACGUAUGAUCGACAACGCGUUAUAUGGAUUAACCCGGAUCCCGAAGUCUGAAGAUCACAGAAGUACUAUGGAUGUGUUUGAGGACGGGGAACCGUUGGAUCCAGGCAAACCAUCGGUGCUUGGGCGUAGAUCAUAUAUCGAUGACAUCCUGAUCCCCACCAAUAACUGGGAUCAACUAUGUGACCGAGGCGAGGGUUUGCUCGAAGCAUGUGAUAAGUGGAAUCUGUCGAUCAGUGUGGUGAAGAGUUUCUGGGGAAUACCCAAGGUAGAAUAUCUGGGUCAUAAGGUCUCCCACAAAGGACUGGAGGCGAAUCCGAAGGAUCUGCCGGCACUAACUGAUCUAGCUUUUCCAGGAUCACUCAGAGCUAUGCAGUCAUUUUUGGGAAGUCUGAACAAUUACAGCCGGUUCAUUGAAGACUAUGCUAUUUAUGCAUCAGUACUGUAUGAAUUGCGAGAAAUCGACUUUGCUGCGAUGAUGAAGGAGGCUAUCCAAGCGCAGAUCCAGCAAGUGUUGGAAACGGAGGACAUGGAUCAAGGAUCACAGGAAGAUCAGGUGGUCGACCACCGAAAGACUUUGGAUCUGGAGGCGCCAGAUCCCACCGAGGUGGAUUCACGCUGGAUACAUGCCUAUCGAUAUUUCAAUGCGCUCAAAGCCAAGAUCGCUACUACUCCGAUUUUACGGCACUUGAUCCAGAUCGAAGGGCCACGGUCGUAG